Molecule: messenger RNA, 1062 nt
Organism: Monoraphidium neglectum
Lineage: Eukaryota; Viridiplantae; Chlorophyta; Chlorophyceae; Sphaeropleales; Selenastraceae
Product: Chlorophyll a-b binding protein C
Exons: 9
Coding region: 1-1062 (353 amino acids)
Biological process (GO): photosynthesis, light harvesting in photosystem I; response to light stimulus
Cellular component (GO): membrane
Source: RefSeq, a predicted model, not a curated record
AUGCGGCCGCCCGGCGAGCGUGCGCCGGUGACGACGACGGAGAGCUCAAAGCCCGAAGAGCUCAAGCGGAGCAGCGGCAGCAGCGGGGGCGGCGGGAGCGGCGACGCGGCGACGUCGGCGGCGCAGCUGGUGGCCGAGAUCGUGGCCUCCCCCAUAUUCUACCUCGUGGCAGGCCUGGUGGCCAUCAAGCUGGUAGCUUCGACAGGGGAGCAGUCGCUCAGCAUCUUCUUGUUCGCGGCCGCGCCCAUCACCCUGCUGACGCUGCUUUCCAAGAGCAGCCUCGGCCAGCAGGUGCAGGCGUCGCUAAAUGAGAAGCUGCCGCAGCUUGAGGCAGAGGCAGAGGCGAUCAGGCAGCAGCACGCAGCAGAGGCGCGGCGUCAGAGCUCCUGGUUCGGCGCUGGCCGCCCGCAGCUGCCGGCCGCGCUGGGGGGGCGGCAGCCGCACCUGACUGGGGCGGUGGCGGGGGACUACGGGUUCGACCCCCUGGGGCUGUCCCGGGAGCCAGAGGCGUUCGGCCGCAGUUUUGAGGCCGAGCUGCUGCAUGCCAGGUGGGCUAUGCUGGGAGCCGUAGGGGCGCUGGUCCCCGAGGCUCUCAGCAUGGCGGGGGUAGAGCUGGGGGAGCCCGUCUGGUGGAAGGUGGGCGCGUCCAAGCUCAACUCUGACCAGACUCUCAACUGGGGCGGCAUCGAGGGGUUCCGCAUCGCAGGAAAGCAGGGCAUUGGCAUCAUCGCGGCCUGCCAGGCGGUGCUCAUGGGUGGCCCUGAGUACGCGCGCUACGUGGGCAUCAAGUCCCUCGAGCCCGUCGGCGUCUUCCUGCCCGGCUGCCCCGACAUAAAUUACCCGGGCGGCGCGCCCUUCGACCCCCUGGGCUUCUCGAAGGACGCCCCUGGCUAUGUGGACCAGCAGGUGAAGGAGAUCAAGAACGGCCGCAUCGCCAUGGUGGCAUUCCUGGGAUAUUUUGCUCAGGCCGCCGCCACGCGCCAGGGGCCGCUGCAGAACCUGAUAGACCACCUGAGGGACCCGGUACACAACAACAUCGUCACCACCCUCCUGGGCAAGUGA